AUGUCGGAAGAGAAAAUAGAAGUGAAAGAGACGGAUAUGGAGGAUUCUCAACGAGAUAUGGUAAUUUCUGUUGUUCGAGAGGCUCAACGUCUCUAUAAUAUCGAUAAAGAUGUGGCUGCAUUCGUGAAAGAAGAGCUCGAUAAGAAGUUUGGAGCCACGUGGCAUGUCAUCUGUGGAAAGUGUUUCGGAAGUCGUGUCAGUUAUGAAAUGGGACAUUUUAUACUUCUAAAGUGCAAUAAGGUGAAUGUGAUGAUCUACAAGUGCGGAUACUAA
This is a messenger RNA of Caenorhabditis remanei, 273 nucleotides long. RefSeq lists its product as uncharacterized. Gene Ontology annotation, molecular function: dynein light intermediate chain binding; dynein intermediate chain binding. Gene Ontology annotation, biological process: microtubule-based process; cilium assembly. The record is from RefSeq and is a predicted model, not a curated record. Gene Ontology annotation, cellular component: cytoplasmic dynein complex. NCBI's taxonomy places the organism in Eukaryota, Metazoa, Nematoda, Chromadorea, Rhabditida, Rhabditidae. The coding region runs from base 1 to 273 and encodes 90 amino acids. The transcript is spliced from 2 exons.